Molecule: messenger RNA, 6039 nt
Organism: Ctenopharyngodon idella (grass carp)
Lineage: Eukaryota; Metazoa; Chordata; Actinopteri; Cypriniformes; Xenocyprididae
Exons: 5
Coding region: 3886-4920 (344 amino acids)
Molecular function (GO): oxidoreductase activity
Source: RefSeq, a predicted model, not a curated record
CAUGUCAUUUGUAAACUCUCUAUAACUGUCACAGAACAAGCCUCUGUGGCUCCCUCCGAUCGCCACCAGAGGGCACUAUCACCUGAGUAAUGACUUUCCUGUGGACUCCAUUUCCCAUCCUUCCCUGUACCUGGUGCUGAUUACUCUCACACCUGUUUCUCAUCCGGUGGACUAUUUAAGCAGCUCUCUCUCUCUUCUCUAUGCAAAGUUUUGUUUUGCCGUGGCUGACAAUCCUGAGCGUUUUCUUCCUGUGUAUUGUUUUCCUCGUGUAUGACCCUGGACUGUUUAUCUUGUUACGACCCAUUGCUGCCUGUCCCUGAUUUAUUGCUCUGUUUGUUUGGAUUAUCGCUUCACUGUCUGCUGCCUGCCCUGACCACUUGCCUGCCUCAUGACUACGAUACUGCUCUGCCUUGUUUGUACCUGUUACCGGUGAUUGACCUUUGCUUGUUUGCACUACGAUUGUUCACAAUAAAGCCGCAGAUGGAUCCCAACUCCAAUGACUCCUCAUUACAGAAAACUUCGCCUGACCCAGAUCCAGCGGCCCUUUAUCGUCUUUCCACAGAGGUUUCAGCUCAUGCUAAUGUGCUAGUGGCACAUCAACAACAGCUUAACCGUCUGACUUCACUCACGGAAGAAUUAGUUAAGACGCUGCAGAGUUUUCGCUUAACCUCCUCCGAAGCAAGCCAAGUUUCAGCAACACCCGAAUCUAACUCCGUGACCAUGACCACAACCACAACCAGCCCUGGCCUCAACUUCCCAGAAAAGUUUGAUGGCUCUCUAACCAAAUGUUAAAUUUUUUGCUUCAGUAUUCACUGUUUGUGUCUCAGCAACCCACGUUAUAUCCCACUGAGGAGAGUCACAUUUCAUUUGUUUGCUCACUGUCAACUGACAGAACGUUAGAGUGGGCCACGGCCAUCUGGAAUGAGGGUAGACCAACCUUUACAACUUUCAACAGUUUUCUUCAGAGAUUUCGGGAGAUUUUUGAACAUCCAGAAGGAGAUAAAGAGGCGGGUGAACAGUUACUAGCGCUGCGACAGGGGAAGCGCACUGCAGCGGACUAUGCUCUCUCUUUCCGAACACCAGCAGCUCAAACCGGCUGGGUGGAUGACACUCUUAAGUGGCUGUUUCGGAAGGGAUUGAAUAUGGAUCUUCAGUCAGAACUUGCUUGUCGUGAUGAGGGAAGGAAUUUAGAUCAGUUCAUUGACCUGGCCAUUCGUAUAGACAAUUUGAUUCGCUCCAGGCUCCAAACCAGAGACCCUUCAACCCUCUCAGCUGUUCUGCCAGCAACCACAUCCGAUUCCGAACCCAUGCAGAUUGGUUUAGCCCGUCUAUCACCAGAAGAAAGAGAACACUGUGUGCGUUAGAGACUUUGCUUGUACUGUGGGCAACCUGGGCACCUGAGAGCUUCCUGUCCCAUGCGUCCACCUCAAAGAAACCCCGCUAUGGUGAGUACUUAUUCUCCAUCAUCCCAAAAUGUUGAAAUAACUGUGGUACUCACUUGCGGUGGUAAAUCUUUCACUACUACGGCCAUGAUUGAUUCUGGGGCAGCUGCUAAUCUGAUAGAUGCAAACUUUGCCAGAACUCACAACAUUCCUCUAAUCCCAUGUAACUCUGUGUUGGCAGUGGCAGCGUUAGAUGGACGCCCUCUAGGGUCUGGUCUCAUUCAGUACACUACUGAAGAUGUCACUUUGCAAACUGGAGCCCUUCAUCAAGAAACCAUCAGAUUUUUCCUCAUUGAAUCACCUCAGAACCCUAUUAUCCUUGGUCUCCCCUGGCUACAACAACAUAACCCCACCAUAUCUUGGACUGGUAAUCAAAUCACCCAAUGGUCUGACUCGUGCAUGCUGAACUGUAUCCAACCCCUUGCCAAUAAGAGUAUUCUUGCUUCCACUGAUGAGGUACUUCCUGCUUCAGUCCCCAAUCUCCCCACCAGAAUAUCAUGAUUUAAUAGAAGCCUUCAGCAAGACCAAAGCCUCACAACUCCCUCCUCACUGAUCCAGUGACUGCGCCAUUGAACAACUUCCAGGAAGCCAUGCCACCCAAGGGUCGAAUAUUGGACAAAUGGAGAGCACAUGGCAUGCAUGAUAUUAAGAAAUCAUGAAUAAUGUUGAAAUAACAAAGAUAAUUUUCACAAGUAAUAGUUUUCUAUCUUUAAUUGAUGUAACGGGGUUGAGUCGUUAAGCUUGACAAACACAAUUUCACAACAUAAUUAAGUUAUAAUUAUUAAAAGGUGGUAACUUGCCUGCGUCUGCUCACAGUGUUGUUCAGAAGACUUCUAUGAUGUCACUUCCUAUUAAUGAUGUCACAUAAGUAUCAGUUCAUUAUUUUUAUAGGGGGAGAAUGGUUUGUGUAACGGGGUUGAGGGGUUACUGAGGUACAGAACUAAAUAAUGUGAUUUUAAUGAAUAAUCAUGAAUUUACUUAGAAAAAGUAAAGUACACUUUCAAGUACACUUUCAUAGAAGGCCUUGAGGGACAUGAUAAAAUAGGUGGUGUCAACUGAAAAAAACAAAAUAAUUUCUAAUAUAAAGAUAAAAUCUAUGUCAUGUUUUUAAACAUUAUUAAAGGAGACAUUUCAAUUAAUACAAAAAGCUUUUAAAAAUAUAUUUUGGUGACCCAAUAGAUAAAAUACACUAAAAAAGGUCAGAGGGACUCAAAUCAUACCGGUUUCAUGGAAUGACUCUAAUAAUGAUGUAAAAAAAUCUAUAUAAUCCAUAUUUAUUAAAAAAAAUAAUAAUAUAAAAACAGAAUUGUGACACAAACUCACAAUUGCGAGUUUAUAUAAUGCAAUUCUGAGGGGGAAACAAAUCAGAAUUGUGAGAUGUAACUGGCAAUUGCGGGAAAGCAUAUACAUUCGUUAUUCUUAAAUGUUCAUGUUCAGCACAAAAGUGCUCCACGAGGCGCAAGGCAAGAUUCCACAAGGCAAGACUGAAAUGUACAGUAGGUAAAAAAGCUAAAGCUCUCCUUCAUAACUAUUUGCUUUAAUGUGGUGCGAUAUUUGUUUGGGCAGCCUAAAACAGGCUGUGAAUGUGUCUCCUGUCGACUGUCUGCAGUCCAAUCACAAUUUAUUUCCUAAUAACCAGGUAAUGCUUGCACAUGACUACAUUCUCUUUGUAUAAUAGAACAGUGGUUCUCAACCACAUUCCUGGAGGCCCUCCAACACUGCACAUUUUGCAUGUCUCCUUUGUCUGACACACCCAUUUUAGAUCUUUGAGUCACUACUAAUGAGCUGAUAACCCUAAUCAGGUGUGUUUAAUUAAGGAGACAUGCAAAAUGUGCAGUGUUGGUGGGCCUCCCGGAGUGUGGUUGAGAAACACUGUAAUAGAAGAUACACACACAUUUUGAUUACAAACAAACAUGAUUAUUGUUUAAAAAUAGCUCUUUUUAAGUGACUCAGUAUACUCUAGACAAAUUAGCCUGUUAGCUUUGUAAGUGUUUUUAAUCGUGAAUUUAAAAGAACAUUAAAUCGAUGCUUAUUGAAAUAAAGUUAAAAUCAAACGGGAACACCUUACUGACGACAUGAAUGAAAGAGUCGGUUCUUUAUUAAAUUGUUUCUGCCAACGUUCACAUAAAAAAAAAACAGCUCAAAAGAAUCAUUUUAAAACAUGCCGCCUUCCGAACGCUGACUCUCUAGCGCCUCCUAGUGUUUGAAUUUAAUUAACACUUGGGAGGAGAGAAGAGCAAACGAGGUGUUCAGCUGAAAUUAAUAGUUUGUUGAAGGCUGCUUUCAGAGGCCUACACUAAAGCAAUUUGAUCCUCAUAUAUUUAGUUUAAGCCUGUAAAUGACUUAGAGACAGCAAACAGCAAAGCUAGCAAGGAGGGGGUCAAUUCCUAGGUUUCUCACUCAGAACUCAUGGAUGGUUGAGUUUGUGAGCUCCUAAUUCACAAUGAAGCCAGUAUUACUCAGCAUGACUGUCCUGCUCAUUUCCUACAGCUGUCUGGGUGAUCAUAUAUGCAUGUAUGUUGGUCUCGUCACCUGCUUCGUGCUCUUGGCUAACACAGUACGCCAGGCGGGAAAUAACUUGUCGGAUGGAGUUGGCCGGGCAGUGUUGGUAACAGGUUGUGAUAGUGGGUUUGGACAUCACCUUGCAAAGAAACUGGACAGCAUGGGCUUCACGGUGUUUGCUGGAUGUUUAUGGCCUGAAGGUCCCGGAGCUCAGAGUCUGGUUGAAGAAGGCUCCGAUCGUAUGAAGGUUCUCCAGCUGGAUGUAACCAAAGAUGAACAUGUAAGCUUGGUCAAAGAUUUUGUGGAAGCAAACUUGCCAGAGAAAGGCCUCUAUGCCGUUGUAAAUAAUGCUGGCAUCAGUGACUGGGGAGAGACCGAGUGGAGUACAGCUGAGGACUUCCAGAAGAUGGCUGAUAUUAACCUGUUUGGUGCCAUCAGAGUCACCAUCCCAUUCUUGUCACUUGUUAGAGCAUCCAAAGGUCGUAUGUUAUAUGUGUCAAGUAUCUUUUCUUUCUUCAAUUGUCUGAACAUGGGAGCAUACAGUGUAUCCAAGCGGGGACUGGAAGCGUUCGCAGACUGCUUGAGAGUAGAGAUGGCCAGUUUUGGAGUUAAGGUCAGCAUUAUUCAACCUGGAAAUUUUGGUGCAGCCACAAAUAUUCUGUGCAAGAAAGCACCGCAGGACAUAUGGGAUGAAUUUGACGAUGCACGUAAACUAAUGUUCAACCAGAAGUACAUUGAGAUGGCAUGUGAAUAUUUUCACUCAGUGUGCACUUCAGGAUUUAAGGAUUGCACUUCAGUUAUCAAUGCCAUGCUGCACGCUCUCACUGCUUCCAAACCUCAAACCCGAUACCUGCUCGUUUCCUGGACAGAUAAGUUGUUUUUCUACAUAUGCCCUAUUCUCCCCACAUGCAUCACUGAUUCUGUGUUUCUUAUGAGCUCCAUGUACCACAAGCGUAAAUUAAUGCUUUACUCAUAAUCAGAAUAGGAGAGCUUUCUUUACAUGACUCAGAUCCUGAUUGUUGCUGUAAGACUGAUGAACUCUAACAUGUUACGAAGUUUUCCUGGACCGCUGUUCACAAACAAUGUACUGAAGCAACAUUUGUGUUCUGUACUUCUUUCCCUUUUCUUUGUCUGAGUAAAAUAAUAAGUCUUUAUGACAAAAUCUUGCUGAAGAAUUUAUCAUAGCUAAGGAUUUUAAGGUCAAAUAUAUAUAUUUUUUUUUUUUCCCAAUUCAUCCUCCUUUAAUUAGAGAGAAACUAUUAUUUAUACUUUACAACAGCACCACAGGAUCAUUGAAACGAGUGAAGGUAAAAGGGUGAAAAAAGGUGAUCAGUUAACCUUAAAAUACACGUUUACAGUUUGGGGUCAGUAUAAGAAUUUGGUAACGCUUUAUUUUACAGUGUCCCUGUUACACAUGUACUUACUAUAGUAAUCACAGGAAAUUAUGCAUAAAUGCAAGCAACUAACUAUUAAUUAAUAUUACUCAGUACUUAUUUGUAUAAUUACACAACAAGGGCACAUUAAAAUAGUCUAAUAGUUUUUUUUUUUUUGUAUCUUUUUUUUUGAAAGAAAGAAAUGAAUACUUUUCAGCAAGGAUGUAUUAUAUUGAUCAAAAGUGACAGUAAGGACAUCUACAUUGUUAGGAAAAAAAAAAGAAAAACAUUUCAAAACGACUUUUUAUUCAUCAAAGAAUCCUAAAAAUAUUGUAAUGCAAUAUUUUUAGGAUUCUUUCAGAUUUUCACAAAAAAUCUGAAGCAGCACAACUGUUUUCAACAUUGAUAAUCAUAAAUGUUUCUUGAGCAUCAAAUCAUCAUAUCAGAAUGAUUUCUGAAGGAUCAUGUGACACUGAAGACUGGAGUAAUGAUGCUGAAAAUUCAGCUUUGAUCACAGGAAUAAAUUACACUUUACUAUAUAUUCAAAUAUAUCUGUAAUAACAUUUCACAAUAUUACUGUUUUUACUGUAUUUGUUAUCAAAUAAAUGUAGUUUCGGUGAGCAGAAGAGAAUGUAAAUUUCGGGGAUUUACGAUGCCGUGUAUGUAUGCAAAUUCAGCGUGUUGUUUACUUGUGUAGUAUGAGGAAAUGAGCCAAGCAUAAU